AUGACCGUUCCCACCUCAUUCAACACUAACGAAAAAGCUCAAGAUUCUGUGGAAUCCGAUGCGAUUUGUGUGAUCUCCGGUGCAAAUGCACGACGAGUCGUCUAUAUGCUCUAUGUCGUAGUUGUAUUCACUGCAGCUGCCCUACUGUAUCUGUUCCCAAGUACAGCGGUGAUUUGCGGUUUUAUGGUGAUGAUGCUGCUGAUGCUCGCCUCACUUUAUCCGCUGGUGAAAUUCGCUAUAAAAACCGAGGACAACGAUUUGAUUUGGGACAGCGAAGGAUUGCACUGGUUCCGACAGAAUGAUGUUGUCGAACAGUACGGUAACUAUGCUAAUGAUCUAGAGCAGUCCUUCAAAGUUACACCUGUAAGCUCGAACUAUUACCUUAGCUAUGCUUUUAUUUGA
Messenger RNA from Strongylus vulgaris, 402 nucleotides. Lineage: Eukaryota; Metazoa; Nematoda; Chromadorea; Rhabditida; Strongylidae. The record is from the annotation of a GenBank genome assembly.